Eimeria tenella is the source of this 2880-nucleotide messenger RNA. RefSeq lists its product as uncharacterized. The coding region runs from base 1 to 2880 and encodes 959 amino acids. The transcript is spliced from 5 exons. The record is from RefSeq and is a predicted model, not a curated record. NCBI's taxonomy places the organism in Eukaryota, Apicomplexa, Conoidasida, Eucoccidiorida, Eimeriidae.
AUGGAGUUUCCUUCCUUCGAAUCGCUUUAUUCGCAGCUGACUAACUGGCUGCUCACCGCGGCAGUACUCUUGGCCCUCGAAAUCGCAGCUUUUUCUCUCUACCGCCGCCUCCGCCGCUGCGCCCCCCAGGCCCCGCUGCUGCUGCCCUCGCCGCCGCAGCGCCACAACCCCUCGCCCCUGAUAGAGCGCUGGGAGGCCCCGCAGCACAGCAGCAGCAGCAGCAGCAGCAGCAGCAGCAGGAAGCGCCGCAACAACGGCGAGCUGCUGCAGGCCUUUCAGCUCCACGAAGACCCCCUCCCCAGCGCCAGCUGCUGCACCGCCCCCUGCUGCAGCGCGCAGUUCGAGGACUUCGGCGCAGCAGCGCAGCAGCAGCGGCAGCAGCUGCAGCACGAAGGCACGCAGAGCCUGCAUGCAUCUUUUGCGCAUUUCUCUUUUCCAGAAAAAAGAAAUGACAAAAAACAAAACCAAACUUCGCAGCAGCUUCGAGACACUCCAGACCCCAGAGUCUAUACACUCCAGGAUAUGAUGCGCUCCCUCGCCUGCUUCAAGUGUCAGCAGCAGCAGCAGACUUCUGCUGCUUCUGUUCUCCGCUUUGUGCGGCACUGCACGGGCCCUGAAGACUAUGAGCGCCACAGCGCAGCACAACUUGCUGCUGCAGCGCCUGCUGCUGCUGCAGCUUGCAGCAGCAGCAGCAGCAGAGAGGUUCUCAGCGCUCUGGAGUCCCAAAGCCAGCAGCAGCUGCUGCACGCAGCUGGGGUUGGAGACAGCAGAAGCGACUGCAGCAGCAGCAACAACAGCAGCAGCAGCAGCAGGACUGAAGAGCUGGAAGAUCUGCGCGAGAAAGAUAUGCUGCAGCAGCUGCAUCACCUGGAGGAAGAGCGCGAGCAGCAGCAGCAACAGCAACAGCAGCAUCCGCAGCAGCAGCAUGAGAUAAGUGGCAACCAGCUGCAGUACCUGGCAAAUGUUGAAGCCAUUCCUCUGCUGCAAAGGGCCCAGAAGCUGCGGCAGCUGGAGGUUGCUGUUACUGUUUAUGAAAACUUCAAAAGAAGAAAUGCAAAAAUGAGACAAGACGUUUGUUUGCUGCUCGUGCAGUGCGCUCUCGCGUCUGGGGACUACGCACGCGGCAUUGACUGGCUGCUGGAGUUUCUUGAAGAUGAAGUGCCUCUGCAGGGAGUUUGGCUGGAGAGGGUUUUAGCAGCAACUUAUGUGGGGGCCCCACACUUGCUGCUGCAGCUGCUGCAGCAGCUGCAGAGUUUGCUGCUGCGAGGCAAGCUCAGCGCUGACUGCAGCAGCACUGUGCGAAAAGCAGACAGCUACUUGACGCUUGCUGCUGCUGCUGCUGCUGCUCCUAACAGCCCGAAUGCGCCGCCCGUGAGUCCGCUGCACCAGCAGCAGCAGCAGCAGCAGCAAAGGGCCCGGAGGCAACAGGUGCUGCAGCAGCUGCAGCAGCUGCAGCAACAGCAGCUGCAGCAGCUGCAGCAGCACACGCUGUGGACAGGCCGCGGCAGCGCCACCGCAGCAGCACCAAGAGGCAGCGCCACCGCAGCAGCACCAAGAGAAGAGCAAGAGGAGAUGCUGCAAGAAGCUGAAAUAGCAGCAGCAGCAGCAGCAGCAGAAGAGGAAUCUGCUGCGCAGCAAUCGGAUGAAGAGCAGUUGAGUCCUGCAGCUGCUGCGAUUGCUGCUGCUGCAGCAGCAGAACGCGAAGAGGCAGCCGCUGUAUGUGAAGCAGCAGCAGGUGAACCAGAUAUGUCGGGUGCAGCAGCAGCAGCUGCUGCUGCCCCGACUGCAACAGCAGCAACAGCAACAGCAGCAGCGGCAGAAGCACCUAGCACUGCUGCUAGUGCUGCACCAGCCACGCCAGCAGCAGCAGCAGCAGCAGCAGCAGAUAGCACUAGAAAAGGUCUCAAUCCGAACGCUCCUGAAUUCGUGCCUGUCUUUUCUGUCCCCUUGCUGCAGCAGCAGCAAUUGAAAAGGCCGCAGCAGCAGCAGCAGCAACAACCGCAACGGCCGCAGAAGCAGCAGCAGCAGCAGCAGCAGCAGCAGCAGCUUGGACGCACCCUCCCCCUGGCUUCUCGAAGCGUUUCGAGACAGCCGGCAGGAGGCGUAGCAACAACAGCAGCAGCAGCAGCAGCGGCAGCAGCAGCAGGAGCAGAGAGAGCAGAAGCAGAAGCGACGGCGCUGCAGCAGCAGCAACAACUGGAUGCAGAUACAACAGCAGCAGCAGCAACAGCAGCAACAGCAACAAACGGCAGUAAUGAACGCAGACCCCACAAGCAAAUGCUGAAGCAAGUGCAGCAGCAGCUGCAGAAGUUUGUGCAGAAAAAUGCCAAGGCCCCGCGUGCCAGCAGCAGCAGCAGCUGCUGCUCCCCGCAGCAGCAGCAGCAGCUGCUGCAGCUGCAGCAGGAUAGGGGCCAGGAGCUGCUGCAGCAGCAGCAGAACUCAGCAAAUCUGCAGCAGCAGGAAAUGGGAUUCUGUCAUCUGCAACAGCAGCCCCAGCAGGUAAGCCACUACGAGCUGCUGCAGCAGCAGCAGCAGUACUACUGGCAGCAGCAGCAACAGCAGCAGCAGCAACUGCAGCAGCAGCAGCUGCAGCAGCAGCAGCAAAAAGGCACCUUGUGGCGCCCACGCAACGACAUUUCGGAGCACUGGAGGCCUCGUGUGUGUCGGCAGCAGCAGCUGCAGGCACUGGAGAGGCAGCAGCAGCAGCAGAAGCAAAAGCAGCAGCAACAGCAGCAGCAGCAGCAGAAGUACGACAGCGCUGCAGCAGCAAACAAUUCAAGUCGCCUCAGACUUGCACAGGCUAUUAUCACGAGCCUUUCCGCCAGCAACAAGCAGCAGCAGCAGCAGCAGCAAGUGCAGCAGCAGCAGCAGCAGCAGUAG